AAUAAAAUACACAGUUAAUUAUAACUGCAAAAUGUCCCUGAUUAUCUCAGUAGCCGGCUGAGGAUCUGUUCUUAUUCUAAAUGGAGAGAAGAGAGUCUUCAACUUUGACAGGGACAUGUUCAUCAAAAUACUUUCUUCAAAAGCAACCUCUCAGACUGUCACCGUGAGCAAGGGGCAAGACGCGAGCAUCGAACCCGAAUUUAUGUACUCCUGGUGUGAGCAGAUGGCACCACCACCCGGUUCCUUCAACAAAACCCCUCCAAGCCCCAAUGGCGGUGCCUGGAAAUAUCUUGGCUGCUUGAGUCUAACUAACUGGCUUCAGUUAGCAUCCAUUCGCUGGUGGGAAACGGGAUUUCAUUUGACAGCAGACUCUGCUCGUUUUCAGUAUGAUGCCCCCUUGUGGCCCCGCACCGAACAAGGAACCAAGCCACUGCCAAAGCACCAGGAAUAAUACAACUGCACGCACUGCGGCUUUGCGUGUCAGAAUUGUCCCCAGUUCCCGGUCAAUUCUAUCUUAUCUCGCUUCUCUUUUUUUAUUCAUCCUGCUCAAGAUAGUUAGAAGGAUGAAUUGAUCCUUACCCCAAGCAGGCGGCUAUUGUUAUUGUUGCACCUAUAUUGAAAGUGCCCGCGAUUCCCCUGAUGCCCUCCUCUUCUUCUGAUCAACCGCCGUCGCUAAGAUACAGUCCUCUGUACUGCCAAGAGAAUCUGGUUAACCUGGGGCUAAGAGCCGCGAGAGUCUAUAAUAAGAAACAUCUUGUCAGAACCAAAUCAUGAAAUUUGCUGCUUGGCUGGCCAAUCGCGUUGUUCCUCUCCUCGUGUGGCCUUUUGGCCGGACGCGGUGGGUGUGGAGGAGAAUGCAAGAAGUGCGGAUUUUUUUGUCUGCUGGGCGAGAUGCCUGGCGCUCUGCGGCUGUGGGUGGGGUGGACAUGCAAGGAACAUAAAGAGAUCCUUCGGGGUUUUCGUUGGGCCAAUCUGGGGGCUCUCCGUAUUCAGGGUCGCAAAACUUCUUCUGAGGGAACGGUAUGGCUGUCCCUUUGGCCCCGUCAGCUCGAAUUGCAGCCAUGUCAUGGGCCGUAUCGUGGGGGCUGAGAACCGAGCAUGUCCCUGGCUCGAGCCAACAUCCUGGCCGCCAACAUGGAGGGCCAGAAUAAUUUCCCUAAUGAGCUAAAUGUGCAAUACGAUAAUAACAGGAGCUAGACGGUGAACUGUGCUUUAUUAGAGACGCACGCGAUGCUCAGGUGUGGAUUUGCUGCUGAGAUUCGCCUAUAUAAACUUCCCCGACUACCCCCACCGAAUCGGAAUAUCUAUCACUCUAAACACCAACAUUUCAUAGUUCAUUAUCUGAUCUGCAUCUCGAAAGCUCCCCUGCCGAUCUCUAUAAAUCCAUUGUCUACGCCUCAAAAAAAAUUUCUAUCAUACAUCUUUGAUACCCAUUGGAUGUGAACAUAUUUCAAGACUCGCUCGCGCCCCAAAAGUUCUCUCUCCAAACUUUUUUAUAUCUUUUCAUAUAUAUUUCAUCAUUAAAUAUCACCUUAACCAUGCUCCUCAAAUCGAUCCUCGCCCUCCAGGUCCUGGCAUUGAGCCUGACUGCAGCCUCGCCAAUUAAUAAAGCUCCAGCUUGCCCAGGAGAGCGCAACGGGUACGAAACUGGAAAGUGCGCGCGUUCUCUGCCCCGGUAUCAAUCGCAGGCAGCCGGACCUGUAUGCUACAAGGGCACGCAAUUCCCAGCGGCUGAGGAAUGGCUUUCAUUCAAUGAGCUAUGGGCCAUUAAUAGCCCAGUCAUGUCAAAGUUCAAUAGCAAGUCUGAGAUGAACGCGAUUAAGAAAUAUAUUGGCGAAGCUGCGGCGGCGGCGGGAAUUGAUAAAGGAAUCUUCCUUACCAUCAUGAUGCAAGAAUCCAGAGGAAACGUCCGCACCGUCGCAGGCGACGGCGUGACGCCCGGCCUCAUGCAGGCCCUGGGCAGCCCGAGCUGUCUCGGCACCCCCUUCGGCGGCUGCCCCGACUCAACAAUUAGAGCCAUGAUCUUCGCCGGCGCACUAGGCACCGGCCAAACCGAGGGCCUGUCUACCUGCUUCAAGAAGAAUCGCCGCCAGUACGGCCCCAUGCUGCGCUGCUAUAAUAGCGGCAGCGUUGUUGACCCCCUGCGCUUGGAGAUUGUCAACUUCGGAACCCCCAGCUAUGUCAGCGACGUCGCCAACCGCCUGAGAGGGCUCGAGCCGCGCAGGGACUGCGGAUUUGAUGCUGCGACCCCAUCGCCGGGCUAUUGAGCACGGAGUGGUGGUUGAAAUGUUUAUAUAUGCAUCUGGCGUUUACGGUUUGGGUUUUCUGUGGGCGCUUUUUUGGUUAUACAAGCGCUGGUCGUGGUUUUAGCAUUGCUGUUUUGUACAGCUUGCUAUAUUGUUGCAUUUUCCUUUUCGUUUGUUUUUUCCUCUGAGAUUGUUUUCUUGAUAUCCAUAUUUCCGUAUGUUCUUGCAUAUAGAUGGUCCACGAGAUAGAUUCUCAUAGAUUCUGUUAUUUAAAACGAUACCAUACCUUUGGAUAUAUACAAAAUGUAACCCCUCAAAUAUCAUUUGUGGGAUGCAAGCCGUCUAAGAAAAGUCACUCCAAACUAAGUUCGAGAGCUCGAAGCUUUCAUAGGGAGUGACAGGGGCAUAGUUCAACUUUUUUUGUUUCUUUAUUU
Molecule: messenger RNA, 2680 nt
Organism: Blastomyces dermatitidis ER-3
Lineage: Eukaryota; Fungi; Ascomycota; Eurotiomycetes; Onygenales; Ajellomycetaceae
Exons: 3
Coding region: 1539-2267 (242 amino acids)
Source: RefSeq, a predicted model, not a curated record